Sarcophilus harrisii (Tasmanian devil) is the source of this 1524-nucleotide messenger RNA. It is a transcript of the gene SPMIP5, whose product is annotated as chromosome 2 C10orf82 homolog. The coding region runs from base 525 to 1232 and encodes 235 amino acids. NCBI's taxonomy places the organism in Eukaryota, Metazoa, Chordata, Mammalia, Dasyuromorphia, Dasyuridae. The record is from RefSeq and is a predicted model, not a curated record. The transcript has 8 exons.
GUGUGUCUGUGGGCUUACUCUGCAGGCCCUGGCCGGGAUCCCGGAGAGCUGCGCCAUCUCUACUACAGCGUGGUAGCUACUUACUGCUAGCUCGGGGAACCCGCUCCCGCCCCACGCACGUGGGGGAAGGUGUCCAUGAAUUCCUGACCUUGCUUGAAAGGAUGUAGAACAAUAGAGGUUUUGUGCUCUCACAGCCCUUAAUUCAUUUGAUCCUCAAAACAGCUUGGUGAGUUACACAGGAAAGAUGAUAUACAUCCUCAUUUUACUGGAGAGGGAAAAAAGCCUUAGGAGAGGUGAGAUGUUUGGCGCAAGGUCACACCGCAAGUAAGAAUAGGAGCCCAGCCUUGAAGCCAGGUGCUGUGAUUUUUUGGGAGAAGAUCUUUAUAAGCGAAGGACUGUUUGGACGAGAGCCGAAUAGUCUUGGACACUGGCCAAAGCUGCUAACUUUAAAAGAAACGGAUGUGAUAUGCAUUGAAAUUAUUAAAAGCCCAGUUCUCCUAGACUCUUGAAGACAGAAAGAAAACAUGGAAUCUUCAGAAAACAUAGAAAACUUGGAACCAUCACCAGUUUUUAUGAGAAACCUUCCAAUUACACCAGGAUAUGGAGGAUACGUCCCUGUCCGGCUUACCAGAAUGGGUGUGUCUUUCAACAGGGACACCAGCUACUGUGUCAAAACAUUCAGGAACACAACUCAGAGAUAUAAAAAUCAGCUGGAUGCACUGAGAUACCACGCAGCCACUGCUGACCAACUAAAAGAAAUCUGUCCCAAGGAGCCACUUUUAAGGAUGAUACAUGAUUACUAUGCCCGCCAUCACCCAACUUGCAUAGAAGCCGAUCAUGAGAAGAAGCCUUUACAUGAGCCCCCCAUUCCUGGCUGGGCUGGCCAUUUACCAAGAGCCAGGGUUACUGAACUGGGUUGUGCUGUGCGUUAUCAUGUGAUGGCAAAACAGUGCUAUGAAGAUUUCCUAAAUAUGAGAGAAACCUGUAAGAGAGGUCCAUUCAAACGAUAUCAGAGACUGUUGGAAAAAGAUGAGUCACUUAAAGCUUCCCGUGAACUUCCUCAGUUUUCCCAAGAAAAUAAACCAAAAUAUCCAUAUGAAGAGUCUGCUAGAACACCCAAUGAAAGUCAUAGAACCUCUCCAAACCAUGACCAUUCAACACACUAUCAUGGACCCAACAGACCUAAGAAAUACCUUGAACCACUGACCUACAAGGACUCUUCAGGAGGAUAGGGCACAUGGAACUCUUGUCUUGCUCUUGACUUAAGCAGCUUCAGCCCGUUGAAACACAUUUAUGUGCUCAAAAGUCCUGUCUGCUUUGAAAUCUGGUUUCCUAAACUUCACACCAAUCUCCAGGACAUAGUUACAAUUAUCUACUAGCUAGUCCACAAGAAUCUAUGUACUCACUGACUGCACAAUGAGUCAUUGGGCAUAAGCAUUCCAUGGUGACACUAUAAGUGUCUAUUAUAUUGAUUAACUCUGAUCUUUUAUUGUGGUGGAAAUAAAAAUACCAUUUCUCUGUGUA